ACCUUCCAGCCAUACCACACACCACAACAGACGCAUCCAUUUCCAAAAUGGCUGCCUCUGCUUAGACCCCCGUCCGUCACCAUACUCGGCCAGUCCACUUACCACUUCAACUCCACUCUCGAAGCGUCCUCGGACCUUCACAAUAGCGCCCGCUGUCUCCUCGACACCAGCUCUGUGAACACCUACCCAAAGCCCACCACGGCUUCACAACAGCAAACAUGGCCUCCCACACCACUGUCUGCACGGCAAACGCCACCAACUCCCCAGUUCUCGCAAGACUUCCAGCUGUUCGAUCAUCCGAUCCCGCAGCCCUCUCGACGCGCUGCAUCUCGCGGUCCGACGCAGCUUCCUUCGUUUAACAGCGCCCUCCCAGCCGGCCCUCAAGCCAACGGAAACUACUUAAUCGCCCAAGGAGACACUCGCACGACUCGUCCACCUGUACCGCUCUUCCACGCAAACUCGACUGGCCAUCUCGGCAAUCAAUCCAACAUUCAGGACACUCAGCAACUACAACAACUACAAACAGACAUCACUUCCUUCAUGAUGGGAGGCGGAGAAAUCAACGUCGCGUACAGCGGCACGUUCGGCGAUCUCCACGCUGGUGGAGACGCCGAACUCUUCGGCUUCGACAGCUUCGGCGACGACUUCGAGUUGAUGGGUUCCAGCACGAACAGUUUCACCGCUGUCAACUCCGACGCUGCUCCCGGAACCAUCUCUCCGAAAGACUUGUUCGCAGACUCUGUACCACCAUCAGCAUCUUUUACCAACCUGACUACCCCUGGAUCGACUUUCCUUGAUACACCGGAUGACUACCAAACAUCACCACUUUUUGUCGACCAGAUGGCCAACGACAAGUCUUGGUUCUCUUUGUUCCCUGAGGAAGACAACAAGCCCGCGCCUGUUGCUCCAUCCAUGGAACGAACUUCUUCCAACACUAUCAUUGUCCACCCUGGUGGCGAAGGCAACGCUCGCAAGCGAAGCUCAACCCAAGCAUCACCGACACCUUUCAGCCCUGCGCCAAAGAUGUCCGACGUUGCUGGUGUCUCUGCUCGCAAGCGUGACAGGCCUCUUCCACCAAUUCUCGUCGACGAAAAUGACACUGUCGCGCUGAAGCGUGCGAGGAACACAGCGGCGGCUCGUAAGUCACGAGCCAAGAAGGUCCAGGAGCGAGACGAACUUGAAACGACCAUUGCUCAACUUCAAGAACAAGUUCGCUUCUGGAAGCAGAAGGCGGUUGAUCUCGGUGCCGACUCCGAGGAAGCACCAUGAUUACCACUUCUUGCACUUGCAACUACUCACUAUGGAGAAGGAUGGCGCUGCCAAGGCAGGCGCUGGUGGGGGAGGACUUUUCAUUCUGUUCAUUGGUAUGAGCGCCAUGUGGCGGCUCUGGAUUUUUUGCUCUUUCUUUCGAUCUCGGGCCUCUCUUCUUCGGAUGAUGACGGUCGCAUACGGUCUUGCGUUAUGGUCUUGCCUUCUGAUGUCUCCUGCCUGCUUGGGUGGUUGAUUGACUCGGGGCUUUUUCUUUAUUGUGUUACAGAUUGUCACUAGCUCUCAGUGCUAUAGUACCAAAAGUUGUUUCUGCUUAUG
This is a messenger RNA of Cercospora beticola, 1587 nucleotides long. Lineage: Eukaryota; Fungi; Ascomycota; Dothideomycetes; Mycosphaerellales; Mycosphaerellaceae. The record is from RefSeq and is a predicted model, not a curated record.